CCUUUCCUCCUGCCUUGCGUCUGUGAGCUCCCAUUUCAGCCCGCCCAGCCUGUGCCUCUCUCUCGCUCCUUGUCUGUCUCACUGAGUCUCACACUCUACAGCAACAAUGAAAACCUCCAAGCAAUCUACAUACUCCAUGCGCUCCUCCACUAGUAGCAGGCCUUCUGCUAUAUCAAUUACUCGCGCCUCUGCUCCUGUCUACAGGGCCCCCACUAUCCAUGGUGGGGCCGGUGGGGGCCGCAUCAGCGUCUCAUCCAGCGGACGCAGUAGCCUGGGUGCUGGGAUGUCAAUGGGCUCCGGAGCAGGGGGCUUCUCCAGCAGCGUCCAGGUGAGCGCCGGUGGGAAAAGCGCUGACAUCAUGGGCAACGAGAAGUUUGCCAUGCAGAACCUGAACGACCGGCUGGCCAACUACCUGGAGACGGUGAGGACCCUGGAGCAGGCCAACAGCAAGCUGGAGAUUAAGAUCAGGGAGGCCCUGGAGAAGAGCGGACCCGACUUCAGAGACUACAGCAAGUACCAGGCCAUCCUGGAUGACCUGAGGAGGAAGGUGUUUGAUUCAACUACCGACAAUGCUCGCCUGAUUCUCAACAUUGACAAUGCUCGCCUCGCAGCUGAUGACUUCAGAGUAAAAUAUGAGUCCGAGCUGUCCAUCCGUCAGUCGGUGGAGGCCGAUAUUAUCGGUUUGAGGAAGCUCAUCGACGACACCAACAUGAGCCGCAUGAAUCUGGAGAGCGACAUCGAAACUCUGAAGGAGGAGCUCAUCCACCUCAAGAAGAACCAUGAAAACGAAGUAAUGGAGCUUCGUAACCAGAUUGCCCAGUCAGGAGUCACUGUAGAUGUUGAUGCUCCUAAGGGACAUGACCUGGCCCAGCUCAUGACAGAAAUUAGGGCCAAAUACGAGAAGAUGGCACUGAAGAACCAGGAGGAACUGAAAGUGUGGCACGAAUCUCAGAUCACAGAAGUGCAGAGCCAGGUUGUCCAGAACACAGAGGCCCUGAAGGGUGCUCAGACAGAGGUGAACGACCUGCGCCGCCAGCUACAAACCAUGGAGAUCGAGCUGGAGUCACAGAGGAGCAUGAAAGGGUCUCUGGAGGGCACGCUCAGGGACACAGAGAUGCGUUACAACAUGGAGAUCGAGUCUCUCAACACCAUCCUCCUGGGUCUGGAGGCGGAGCUCACGCAGCUGCGUAACAACAUCCAGCUGCAGACGCAGGAGUAUGAGUCCCUGCUCAACAUGAAGAUGAAGCUGGAGGCCGAGAUCGCAACAUACAGACGUCUGUUGGACGGUGAAGACUUCGCGCUUCAGGACGCUCUGGAAGACCAGAAAACCGUGAAGACCAAAGUGAUGACUGUCACACAGACCCUGGUGGAUGGAAAGGUGGUUUCCUCCAGCACAGAGACCAAGAACGUUUGAAGACCUGAAGCACACUAACAAACAAUCACUUGACACUAACAUAUGAUCCCCCAAAAUGUUAUUUCCAGUCGGACUUCCUGACUUCUUAAAUAUCAUCACUAACUCUCUCAGCUGCAAUUGGUUUAACUUCCUGGGUUUUUCACAGGCUGAUUAAAAAACUGGAUGAGAGGAAAACUAAAUCAUCCUUUAUUUAUUUCAUCAUGAUGUUAUUUAUGUGUUUGUGUCCUGACCAGUAGAUGUUCAAAAUUUAUAAUUGGAGAGUCAAACGCAUUCAAGAACCUAAUGUUUCAAAGUAAAAACUCCAAAAUGCUAAACAUUAUUUUAAUAUUUCAUCCUCUUUGGUUUUCUCUCUGUCCAGUUAUGUUUGCCUGUUGCGCUGUGAUGUUCAGACAUUUCAAUAAAGAACGUUUCCGUAUUGUU
Pleuronectes platessa (European plaice) is the source of this 1834-nucleotide messenger RNA. It is a transcript of the gene krt18a.1, whose product is annotated as keratin 18a, tandem duplicate 1. NCBI's taxonomy places the organism in Eukaryota, Metazoa, Chordata, Actinopteri, Pleuronectiformes, Pleuronectidae. Bases 107 to 1414 code for a protein of 435 amino acids. Gene Ontology annotation, molecular function: structural molecule activity. The transcript has 7 exons. The record is from RefSeq and is a predicted model, not a curated record. Gene Ontology annotation, cellular component: keratin filament. Gene Ontology annotation, biological process: intermediate filament cytoskeleton organization.